Meloidogyne enterolobii is the source of this 2397-nucleotide messenger RNA. The record is from the annotation of a GenBank genome assembly. Lineage: Eukaryota; Metazoa; Nematoda; Chromadorea; Rhabditida; Meloidogynidae.
AUGCUUGGACCUAGGCCAAAGGAUGUCUUCCGUCAAAAUGCUCAAUUAACUGGAGUUUUUCCACUUCCACCAGUAUGUUUUUUAAUUAUUCCAAAAUUUUCACAAAAAUUUCUCCAGCUUUUUGCAAUUGCUUAUCACCAAUGCCGCUGGAAUUAUAAUGACAGAGCAGACUUACUGGGUGUACAUUCUUCUUUUGACGAACAUGACAUUCCUCUCGAUGUUCUCUGGCUUGAUAUUGAACACACUGACGCAAAAAAAUAUUUUACUUGGGAUCCAGUCAAGUUUAGCAAUUCUCUUGAAAUGAUUAAAGAAUUGGAAGCUAAGAAUCGCACUUUGGUCACAGUAAUUGAUCCGCAUAUAAAAAUUGACGAGGGUUAUUUUGUUUAUAAUGAGGCAAAGGCUAACAAUUUUUUCGUCAAAAAAUCUGACGGUACUUCUGAUUAUGAAGGUCAUUGUUGGCCAGGCGCAUCAAUGUGGCUAGAUUUUGUAAAUCCUUCGGUUCGCGAAUUUUGGGCUGGAAAGUUUCCUGUUGAUCAAUAUCAAGGAACUACGGAAAGAACUUAUACUUGGAACGAUAUGAACGAGCCGAGCGUUUUUAGUGGACCCGAAAUUACAAUGCAUAAAGAUGCUCGUCAUUUUGAUGGUUGGGAACAUCGAGAAGUUCACAACAUUUAUGGAUUUUUUCAAUCAAUGGCUUCAUUUAACGGUCAAUUGCUUCGAUCUAACAAACGCCUCCGCACCUUUCUUCUUGUCCGCUCAUUCUUUGUAGGCAGCCAGCGAUAUGCUACUGUUUGGACGGGUGAUAAUGCUGCUGAAUGGUCACACUUGAAACAAUCAAUUCCAAUGCUACUUUCCAUUUCUGUUUCUGGCAUCCCUUCAGUUGGGGCUGAUGUUGGAGGCUUUUUCAAAGAUCCUGAUGGGCAAUUGAUUACUCGUUGGUAUCAAGCUGGAGCCUUUCAACCAUUCUUCAGGGCUCACGGACAUAUUGAGACAAAAAGAAGAGAACCUUGGUUAUUUUCGGAACGUGAGAACAAUGCUAUGCGAGAGGCUGUUAUCAGGCGUUAUAUUCUUCUUCCUUACUGGUCUGUAUUUAAUAUAAAAAUAUUUUAUUAUAAUUUUAGGUAUACCCUAUUUUACGAACAUACGAAAACAGGCGUUCCUCCAAUGCGUCCAGUUUGGUCAGAAUUUCCAGAGGACGAGGCUGCUUUUGAUGAAGAACGUGAAUGGAUGGUUGGAUCAGGAAUUCUUGUACGCCCUGUCGUUGAACCGGAUGUUCAACAAGUUUCGCUUUACUUACCCGGAAUUGGCCAAACUUGGUUUGAUUGGGACACGCAUAAAAUGUAUCUUUCACCUGGCGCCAUUUAUACCGAUACUCCACUCGAAAAGAUUCCUGUUUACCAGCGAGGAGGCACUAUAAUACCCGUGCGGGAACGUCAACGCCGUGCUUCAAUGCUUCAACGUAAUGACCCAAUAACCUUAUAUAUUGCCUCUGAACUGGAUAGAGAAUUUGCAAAUGGUACAAUUUACAUGGAUGAUGGGGAAUCACAUAACUAUAAAGACAAAAAUGAAUAUUUAUAUUGGGGUUUUGUUUACAAAAAGGCGAGUGAAUACAAUUAUGCAAUAAUGUCUAAAAAUUUGGAUAAAAACGGAAAAUUUGAUCCUGAUGUAUGGGUUGAACGUAUUGUCAUUCGUGGUGUUCGUUACUACCCUAGAGCUGUGCACAUGUAUUACGAAGAUUAUAACCCUGAGGAUUUGGAAUACACACAUGACCGUGACCAACGUUUAAUUGUUAUUCGAAAACCGGGCGUUUAUAUAUCGCGUGAAUGGCGCAUCGAUAUUCAUCGUGAUGGAAUUAGCAGUUCUGAAGUAGAAGCAAUUUAUAAAGCUCUUCCUCCGGAUGAUACAGAAUUUUACAAAUUUGUUGAUUCUUUAAAGCCUCAACAAUUUCCUCAGCCUGAACUGACUGAAGAACAAAAAGAAGCUAAAAGAGAAUAUAAGGAAAGAAUUGAAAGGCUAAGAAAUCAACAGGCAAAUAUGGAAUAUAACAAUAUGAUUCGUUCAAUUGAUCAAACACGUUCUAAUUCACUACUUCAAAAUUUUGGACAAGAAAUGCGUGAAGUGAAUAGACAAAUGGUUGCAAUUAUUAAUACUUUGAUAACUGUUGGAGGUUCUUUUGCCUUUGGUUUUUGGGGUGUACAAUUUGCCUAUCCCCAUUUGGGUUUGGACAUUGCAGAAAGAAUGUUGUUAGGAUUAGUUUGUGCAACUAUUGUGUUCUUUGCAGAUCUCUAUUUUAUAGUCAAAAGUAUGUCUGAUGACGAGAUUGAAGAGAAGGAUAAAACAAAAAAGAAAAAAUGGGUGGAAACUAGUAAUAUAACUUUACAGAAAAAAUGUCAAUAA